Molecule: messenger RNA, 3413 nt
Organism: Calidris pugnax (ruff)
Lineage: Eukaryota; Metazoa; Chordata; Aves; Charadriiformes; Scolopacidae
Gene: CTPS1
Product: CTP synthase 1
Exons: 18
Coding region: 1-1776 (591 amino acids)
Biological process (GO): CTP biosynthetic process; pyrimidine nucleobase biosynthetic process
Cellular component (GO): cytoophidium; cytoplasm
Molecular function (GO): identical protein binding; CTP synthase activity
Source: RefSeq, a predicted model, not a curated record
AUGAAGUAUAUCCUGGUCACCGGCGGGGGGAUCUCGGGCAUUGGCAAGGGGAUCAUUGCCAGCAGCAUCGGCACCAUCCUCAAGUCCUGCGGGCUGCAUGUCACCUCCAUCAAGAUCGACCCCUACAUCAAUAUCGACGCUGGCACCUUCUCCCCCUACGAGCACGGGGAGGUGUUUGUGCUGGAUGAUGGAGGGGAGGUGGACCUGGACCUUGGUAACUAUGAGCGCUUCCUUGAUAUCCGACUCACCAAAGAUAACAACCUGACAACUGGGAAGAUCUACCAGUAUGUCAUCAACAAGGAGAGGAAGGGAGACUAUCUUGGCAAAACUGUCCAAGUUGUUCCCCACAUCACGGACGCUAUACAAGAAUGGGUGAUGAGGCAGGCCCGAAUUCCUGUAGAUGAAGAUGGCAUUGAACCCCAAGUUUGUGUGAUUGAGCUUGGUGGGACUGUAGGCGAUAUCGAAAGCAUGCCUUUCAUCGAAGCUUUCCGCCAGUUCCAGUUCAAAGCCAAAAGAGAGAAUUUUUGUAACAUUCAUGUCAGUCUAGUUCCCCAGCCAAGCUCUACAGGAGAGCAGAAGACUAAACCCACCCAAAACAGUGUUCGUGAACUCAGAGGUCUUGGUCUCUCCCCUGAUCUGAUUGUUUGCAGGUGCUCCACUCCAUUGGAUACCUCAGUAAAAGAAAAGAUUUCCAUGUUCUGUCAUGUUGAACCAGAACAGGUCAUCUGUGUUCAUGAUGUCUCUUCUAUCUACCGGGUCCCUCUGUUGUUAGAGGAGCAGGGAGUUGUUGACUACUUCAGGCACAGGCUUGACCUCCCCAUUGAGCGGCAGCCCCGGAGGAUGCUCAUGAAGUGGAAGGAGAUGGCAGAUAGGUAUGACCGUCUCCUUGAAACAUGUUCUAUUGCGCUUGUUGGCAAAUACACCAAGUUUUCAGAUUCCUAUGCAUCUGUCAUUAAAGCACUGGAGCAUUCUGCACUGGCCAUCAACCACAAACUUGACAUUAAGUAUAUUGACUCUGCUGACUUGGAGCCAGAUACUCUGCGGGAAGAACCUGUCCGAUACCAUGAAGCAUGGCAGAAGCUGUGUGGUGCUGAUGGAGUUCUGGUUCCUGGUGGAUUUGGUGUUCGAGGGACAGAAGGCAAAAUUCAAGCUAUUUCCUGGGCAAGAAAACAGAAAAAACCGUUCUUAGGAGUUUGUUUGGGAAUGCAGUUAGCGGUUGUGGAGUUUGCACGCAGUGUUCUUGGUUGGCAAGAUGCGAACUCGACAGAAUUUGACCCCAAAACUGCUCAUCCAGUGGUCAUAGACAUGCCAGAACAUAAUCCUGGGCAAAUGGGCGGGACCAUGAGGCUUGGCAAGAGAAGAACACUCUUCCAAACGAAGAAUUCAAUCAUGAGGAAGCUGUACGGAGAUCAUGAUUUCUUGGAGGAGAGACAUAGACACAGAUUUGAGGUCAAUCCAGAAUUGAAAAAGUGUUUUGAAGAGCAAGGUUUGAAGUUCGUAGGCCAGGAUGAGGAGGGAGAGCGAAUGGAAGUGGUUGAGUUGGAAGAGCAUCCUUUCUUUGUUGGUGUUCAGUAUCACCCGGAGUUCCUCUCAAGACCAAUUAAGCCAUCCCCCCCGUACUUUGGCCUCCUCUUGGCGUCUGCAGGAAGACUCACACAUUAUCUACAAAAGGGCUGCAGGCUCUCGCCCAGGGACACGUACAGCGACAGAAGCGGCAGCAGCUCGCCUGACUUGGAGAUAACAGAGCUGAAGUUUCCAUCAGUAAAUCAUGACUGAUUCCUGAUGUGUCUUCGCUGAAGAGAAGAAUCUUCAUUAGAUUUUUCCAGGCGCUCUUAUGGCAAUAGCUUGAACACUGUCAGCUAUGGGCUUUCUUAAGUUAUGGUUUUAUAAUUUUUGUUAUGAAAUUAUGUCCCUUUAUUUUCUCAGCUCUUCUGUCCUUCGUUUAUUUUCUGUGUAGUUUCUGUUUAUUUCCAAAGGAGAGCUCAUCACAGCACACAUACCUCUAGACUUUUUUCAGUUUAUCACCAUCUUGGAGAUAAAAAGCAAAUGAGGGGCUGGGGGUUUGAUGUGCUGGGGAGAAUCCAGUUGCACGUUUCCUUCCUAUGGCUCAGGAACGCUGCCUUGAGUUUGGAUCUGGGGCACUGGCAGUUGAGUUGAUUUCUCCUCCUGUUCCGCUCCCUCAGCAGCUUUUAUUCCUCACUGGUGAAACAGGGUGGAUGGCAACUAGAUUUUGGGGGCUCGCUCGGUUGUUGAGCGGUGCUGUGCUGCAGAGGAGGGGGGGAAUAAUGUUUUGUAUGGGGUUUUUUUAGUAGUAGUUUAAAAUGUUUGGCACUGGGGUUCUUGGUGCCUUCAUCGCCAGCAAUGAACUUUGAACCAGGGAAAUCUUCCUGGAACAGAGUUAAUUUGGAACAGGAUCAGCUCUGAGGGCGAUAACGUCACCGCAGGGAUGUGAUGAGCUGGGAUCACGUGGGGAAAAAACCUGAACAAAACCAAAGCAGAACUGUCAGGAGUGGCCUGACCCGAGGUGUGAGUGGAGCUGCCAGCCCUUCCCUGCCAGUGUUCCUGGGGCUGGGAAACCUCAGUUCCUUGUGCUGGGGGGAGGGACAGGGCCGGGGUGACCCGCUCUGGGUGCUGCCUCCAACUGCUCCGGUGGGGUUUGCCUUGGGCUGAGCAGUUGGUGGUGCUUUGUUCUGUUGGUUGGAAGCGGAGCCUCCCCUGUCCUUUGUCUGUGUGUCCUACUCCCCGUGCGGGGAGGGGUGUCCUGCUUCCCCUGGUGUUCCCUGUCCCUGGGUGGGUGUGGGUCUGUGCUGUCCUGCCGUGGGGCGCUCAGCUCUCCAGUCCUGCCCUGGGAAAUACAUCACCUUUUUUUUUUUUUUUUUUUUUUUCCUUUAUCCCCCUUUCUCCUGCCUCUUCCUGCAGGGUAAGCGGGACAGUUUUUGGUCUGUGGUACAUUAGAAGAAAGGAGGGAAGUGUCCCGGUGUCUGGAGCAGGGGGUGUUGGGAGCCCUGCAGUUGGCUGCAGUCUGGGGAGAGCUGUGGGGCUGCAGCCGGGCUGAGCACCCACCCCCAGCGUGUCUGAUGCCAAACUCCAUGAAGCCCUGUCCUGUCUCAUCCCAAGUGAUCUUUUUCCACAGCCCCUCUUGCUUUAUUCCUCAAUUACUUUAACUAUACCGUGUAAAGCUGCUUUUAGCCUGGAAAGCUUUAAGCAUCUUCCCGUGUGCCGGUGCUGGAGGAGCGAUGGGCCGUGGGGAGAGGGGCUCGGUGCUGACCCCACGCAGGGGGGGGUCCCCUGGGCAGUGGGACCACCCUUGUCUCUAGCACAGCUUUGUUUUCCUCUUAAAUGGUUUUCUUUUGGCCAAAACUGCAACUGACUUGGUCAUUAAAUGCUUAUUUGUAAUAAAAUUAAUAACUAGC